UGGAAUCCUUUCCUUACCACCAUGGGCUGGUUUUUUCUCAAGGUUUUGACUGCGGUGUUGAGUUUUUUUGGAUUUUUGUAUCCUCUUGUGGAUUUUCACUUCAGUGGGAAAAGUGGAGGCCAGAAACCAAAUUUUGUGAUCAUCUUGGCAGAUGACAUGGGAUGGGGUGACCUGGGAGCAAACUGGGCAGAAACAAAGCACACGGCCAACCUUGAUAAGAUGGCGGCAGAAGGAAUGAGGUUUGCGGAUUUCCACGCCGCGGCUUCUACCUGCUCGCCCUCCCGUGCCUCCCUGCUCACCGGCCGGCUUGGCCUUCGCAAUGGAGUUACCCACAACUUUGCAGUCACCUCUGUGGGAGGCCUCCCGCUCACUGAGACCACCUUGGCAGAGGUGCUGCAGCAGACUGGCUACGUUACCGGCAUGAUAGGCAAAUGGCAUCUUGGGCACCAUGGCCUUUAUCACCCCAACUUUCGUGGUUUUGAUCACUACUUUGGAAUUCCCUACAGCAAUGAUAUGGGCUGUACUGAUGAUCCGGGCUACAACCACCCUCCUUGUCCAGCUUGUCCACCUCGAAGUGGACCAUUAAGGAAUCCUGAGAGGGCCUGUUACACAGACGUGGCCCUUCCUUUGUACGAAGAUCUCACCAUUGUUGAACAGCCAGUGAACUUGAGCAGCCUGGCACAGAAGUAUGCUGAGAAAGCCACCCAGUUCAUCCAGCAUGCCAGCGCCAUCGGAAGACCCUUCCUGCUCUACGUGGGCCUGGCCCACAUGCACGUGCCCUUAUCUGUGACGAGGCCAUCAGCUGACCUGCCCGCUAGAAAGCUGUAUGCUGCAAGUCUCCAGGAGAUGGACAGUGUGGUGGGCCAGAUCAAGGACCAAGUGGACCGCACAGCAAAAGAAAACACAUUACUGUGGUUUAUGGGUGACAACGGUCCGUGGGCUCAGAAGUGUGAGCUGGCAGGAAGCAUGGGUCCCUUCACUGGACUGUGGCAAACUCGCCAAGGGGGAAGCCCAGCCAAGCAGACCACGUGGGAAGGAGGACACCGAGUUCCAGCUCUGGCUUAUUGGCCCAGCAGAGUCCCUGUCAACAUCACCAGCACUGCCUUGUUAAGUGUGCUGGACAUCUUUCCCACCGUCGUGGCCCUAGCCCAGGCCAGCCUGCCCAAGGAUCGGCAUCUGGAUGGGCUGGACAUCUCGGAGGUGCUCUUUGGCAGGUCAGAGACUGGACACAGGGUGCUGUUUCACCCCAACAGUGGGGCGGCGGGAGAGUAUGGAGCCCUGAACACGGUGCGUCUGGAGCAGUACAAGGCUUUCUUUGUCACCGGUGGAGCGGAAGCCUGCGAUGGGAGCGUGGGGCCGGAGCAGCAUCACAAGCUCCCACUUAUUUUUAAUCUUGAAGAUGAUGCCGCGGAAUGUGUACCUCUAGACAGUGGUAGCAGUGAGUACCAGGCCGUGUUUCCUGAGAUCAGAAGGGUUCUUACAGGUGUCCUUCAGGACAUUUCUGAUGACAACGUCUCCAGAGCAGAUUACACUCAGGACCCUUCAGCAACUCCGUGCUGUAAUCCCCACCAAGUUGCCUGCCGCUGCCAAACUCUGUAA
Messenger RNA from Chrysochloris asiatica (Cape golden mole), 1599 nucleotides. It is a transcript of the gene ARSG, whose product is annotated as arylsulfatase G. Bases 22 to 1599 code for a protein of 525 amino acids. NCBI's taxonomy places the organism in Eukaryota, Metazoa, Chordata, Mammalia, Afrosoricida, Chrysochloridae. The record is from RefSeq and is a predicted model, not a curated record. Gene Ontology annotation, molecular function: arylsulfatase activity. The transcript is spliced from 11 exons.